CCCUCCCGUCCACACGCCUAACAAUAGACCAAGCUCCAUGGCAAUGGCAUGCACGCUCUAAGCUCCAAACAAACAACAAGCAGCCAAAGGACCUUCUUCUUCUUCUUCCUCCAGCCAGCCAUUGGUAGCUAGCUCGGACCCGGAGGAGCCCAAGGAACAAGCAACGAUGGACGUGGACUCGGCGGUGAACCUGUCCUCGCCGGCGGAGGCGACGGUGAAGCCGGUCACCGCGGCCUGCUACGACAACAACCUGGUGAACUCCCAGGGCAUGUUCCUGGGCGACCAGCCGCUCCGCUUCGCGCUCCCGCUCCUCCUGGUCCAGGUCUCCCUGAUCCUGCUCCUCUCCGCCGCCGCCCACCGGCUAGUCCUCCGCCGGCUCGGCCAGUCCCGCUUCGUCACCCACAUGCUCGUCGGCGUCCUCCUCGGCCCCUCCGUGCUCGGCCGCAGCUUCCCCAACCUCCGCGGCUCCCUCUUCUCCGAGCGCGGCACCUACAUCCUGGAAUCCAUCUCCCUCGUCGCCCUCAUCCUCUUCCUCUUCUCCAUGGGGGUCAAGACCGACAUGAGCCUCCUCCGCCGCCCCUCGGCGCGCGCCGUCGCCGUCGGCCUCGCCGGCUCCGUCGUCCCCCUCGCCGUCACCCUCCCCGUCUUCCACGUCCUCCAGCCCUCCCUCCCCGACGACCUCCGCGGGUCAUCCCUCAUCACUGAGCUCGCCGUCCGCCUCUCGUUGUCCUCGUUCCCCGUCGUCGCCGACGCGCUGGCGGAGCUAGAUCUGCUGAACUCCGAUCUCGGCCGGAUCGCGCUCACGGCGUCGCUCAUCACCGACGUGACCUCCUGGUUCCUCCGCGCCUGCUUCGCGGCGGCGUACCUGGCGACCGAGGCGAACUCGUCCCCGGCUUUCACGGCCAAGAUCCUCGCCUCCUUCGCCGCGUUCGUCCUCUUCGUCGCCUUCGUGGCCCGCCCCGCCGGCCGCUACAUCGCCUUCAAGCGCACCCCCGCCGGGGACAUGCUCUCCGAGGGCUCCUUCGUGGUCGUCGUCAUCGCGGCGCUCCUGUCCGCGCUCGUCACCGACGUCAUCGGGUUCAAGUACAUGAUCGGCCCCAUGAUGCUGGGGCUGGCGCUCCCCGGCGGCAUGCCGAUCGGGGCCACCAUGACGGAGCGGCUCGAUUCCUUCUUCAUCGCGCUCUUCCUCCCCGUCUACAUGGCGCUCGCCGGCUACCGGACCGACUUCUCCGAGCUGGGGCUCUUCCACGUCGAAUCCGAGUCUGAGAAAUGGUGUGCGCUCGAGCUGUUCGUCGCAUUGUGCGUGGCGGGGAAGAUGGUCGGCUGCGUCGCCGCCGGGCUCUUCUUCGCCAUGCCGAUCGGGGAAGCCACGGCACUCGCGCUGAUGCUGAACAUCCGGGGGAUCGUGGAGGUGGCGGCGAUCAACAACUGGGGGGACACGAUGAAGGCGACGGCGGAGCACUACUCGACGCUGACGCUGUCCAUGGUGCUCAUCACGGCGGUGGCCACGCCGCUGAUCAAGCUGCUGUACGACCCCACGGGCCGGUUCGCGCGGGCCAAGCGGCGGACCAUGGAGGCGCUCCGGCCCAACGCCGAGCUCCGGGUGCUCUGCUGCCUGUACACGGAGGACCACGCCGCGCCGCUCAUCGACCUCCUAGACGCCUCCGGCGCGUCCAGGGAUUACCCGCUGUCGCUCAUCGUGCUACACCUGACAGAGCUCGUGGGCCGGGCCGCGUCCGUUUUAAAGCCCCAUAAGAAGUCGUCUUCUUCCUCGGCUUCGGCUUCGUCGUCUUCCUCGGACAGGAUCGUGAAUGCGUUCAGGCACCUGGAGCAGCAGGCGGCGGCGGGGGCGGUGUCAGUGAGCCCCUACGUGGCGCAGUCGCCGUUCAGCUCGAUGCACCAGGACGUCUGCUCGCUGGCGCACGGCCGGAAGGCCAACCUCAUCCUGCUGCCGUUCCACAAGUCCUCGGACGGCGCCCGGAGCACGGCCAACAACGCCAUUCGCGCCGCCAACAGGGGCGUGCUCGACCACGCGCCGUGCUCCGUGGCCAUCCUGGUCGACCACGGACUGGCGUCCGGGUCGGCGGCGUGCGCCACCAUGACUGGGGGACGGAGCAGCAGCAUGCUGCAGCGAGUGGCGCUCUACUUCCUCGGCGGGCCAGACGACCGGGAGGCGCUGGCGUACGCCGCCAGGAUGCCGCCCGACGGCAAUGGCGCCGCCGGGGGCGUGUCGCUGACGGUGGUGAGGUUCAAGCUGAGGAACUGGGUGGGCAUGGGGGGCAGAGACGAAGCCAGGGACGAGGAGGCGCUGCAGGAGUUCUGGCAGAGGUAUAGGGAGAACGAGAGGGUGGUGUACGUGGAGAAGACGGUGGAGGACGGCGAGGGCACGGCGUCGGUGGUGAGGUCCAUGAGCGACAAAUUCGACCUUCUGAUCGUCGGACGGCGAGGCGAGGACAGGGACGUUGAGGGCUCCGCGCUCACCAGCGGGCUCUCUGAGUGGAGCGAGUGCCCGGAGCUCGGCGUGCUUGGCGACAUGCUCGCGUCGGCGGAGUUCGCGUCCAAGGUCUCCAUCCUCGUCAUCCAGCAACAGGCCGCCGCCGCCGCCGCCGAUGCCGAUCAACAGGACCAGUAUUAGGCAGAGUUACUGAUUGGACAUUGAUUGCAACAAAUCUGUUGUACUGUUUUUUUCUUUCCCUUGUUUUUUGUUGCAGCUAGAUGUUCAUUUUGUUGCACGAUAGUAGCAAUAGCAACAUGUGUGUUUUCCUAAAAAAAAUAGCAACAUGUUGUUGUGAAACUAACUUUUGUUGUAACCAAAUUCAGAGAUCAAUGUGAUAUGCUGACUGAGUAUCA
Brachypodium distachyon (stiff brome) is the source of this 2850-nucleotide messenger RNA. RefSeq names its product cation/H(+) antiporter 15. Gene Ontology annotation, cellular component: endomembrane system; membrane. Gene Ontology annotation, biological process: regulation of pH; proton transmembrane transport. The record is from RefSeq and is a predicted model, not a curated record. Gene Ontology annotation, molecular function: antiporter activity. The transcript has a single exon. Bases 167 to 2635 code for a protein of 822 amino acids. NCBI's taxonomy places the organism in Eukaryota, Viridiplantae, Streptophyta, Magnoliopsida, Poales, Poaceae.